This is a messenger RNA of Myxocyprinus asiaticus (Chinese sucker), 2219 nucleotides long. Its product is annotated as probable G-protein coupled receptor 34. The transcript is spliced from 2 exons. Gene Ontology annotation, molecular function: G protein-coupled purinergic nucleotide receptor activity. The record is from RefSeq and is a predicted model, not a curated record. Gene Ontology annotation, biological process: G protein-coupled receptor signaling pathway. Gene Ontology annotation, cellular component: membrane. Lineage: Eukaryota; Metazoa; Chordata; Actinopteri; Cypriniformes; Catostomidae. The coding region runs from base 196 to 1179 and encodes 327 amino acids.
UGGGGUUAGCAACAAUUUCAACCACAGCGACCAGGAUGCAAUGUCACACAUGAGCAGAAUUUCCUGCACAGGUGCCGUGGAGUUUCUCAACACAGAAUGCACUUUGUCAUUUCUACAUCUCUCAAGCAGACCAGUCAGGCAGAACCCCUCUCGGCGUGUCGAUAUUAAAUUGUACAGCACGUCUUGGCUGUCACAAUGUUACAGGAAGGCAAUUUAACCACCAAUGAAUCCUGUCAGAUCCAUGAUGGCAAAAUAUUGUCCUUUUUGUCCAUUGGCUACAUUGUCAUCUUUUGCAUUGGUCUGCUGUGUAACACCGUCACCAUCUACAUAUUCUUCCUCCGGCGGCACACAGACUCUUCCAUGGCAGUCUACAUGCGUCACCUUGCCCUAGCCGACACCCUUCUGGUCCUAUGUUUGCCGCUACGGGUCUACUACCACAACAAAGAAGGUCCCUUCUACCUAUGCAAGGUGGUGGGUGUUUUCUUCUACAUUAAUAUGUAUGCCAGCAUCCUGUUCCUCAGCCUCAUUAGUCUGGAUCGCUACUUGAAAAUAAUCAAGCCCGUUUGGGUGAUCCACAUCCAGAAGACGAGAUGGAGCCAAAUGGCAAGCUACACCAUCUGGGUGGCACUCAUUUCAGGAACAAGCCCCUUUUUCACCAACAACAAUCUGAAACAUCCAUGCGACAAGUUCUGCUUCCACUUCCACAGCAAUAGUACUCUUGGUGGUGCGAUUAAUCUGACGACAGUGGUGCUAUUCCUUGUUUUUUACCUGGCUUUUCUUUGUUUUUAUGUGAAGAUUACUAAUAAACUCAGGACUAUGUCCAUGGGUAAUGACGAUCCAAAUGCACAAAGUCGCAAAAAAAGGGUUAUCAUGAAGACUAUCUCGGUACCUGCUAUUUUUACUUUGUGCUUCUUGCCUUACCAUGCAGUAAGGAUCCCGUACGUUCUGGCUCAACUGGAUGUGAUCGGGGAUCUUCAAAGCCAACAACUGUUGCACAUCUUAAAUGAGAGUACCUUGCUACUGUCGAGUGUAAAUAGCUGCCUUGACCCAAUUAUCUAUUAUCUCUUAUCCACUGCAUACAGGAAAACCAUCCUGUGUGCCAUCCAGGGUAAGUUUAAAAGCAUGUAUGCUUUAAACAGAAGAAGAAUCAGCAUAAACCAUUCACUCACUGAAAUUUAGACAGCUUCAUGGAUGGCUUUCUAUUAUUUGUGAUGUCAGCUGAAAGCAAAGAUAAUAGAUUCAACAAAAUCAGUUCUGAGGUUUAAAUGAUUUAAGUGGAUUUAAGCAUGUUCUGUGUUUAUGUAUAUGAAAUACAUUUGAGAAGACUUUCUACACUCUCAGAAAAAAAAAAAGUACUUCUUAAGGUACAAGGGCAGUCACUGGAGUGGUACCCUCAAAGGGACUUUUUCUGUACCUCUAGUUAAAAUGUAUAACUCGUUUUGGAUACAUACUUGUACCACUGACCAUUAAACCAUACUGAGCUUCAUGUAUUUUGCAUGUUGUUAUAACAGCAUAUAAAUGACUUAGAGUACAUGUGUAAAUAAAUUACUAGUCAUUAAUGAACCCCAUUAUAAACCCUUAAAAAAGGGAACAUUAAUGUAAAGUGUUAAGGUUUCUUAAUGACUGUAUUUUACUUGAAAUUUUGUUUUGUUGAAAGAACAGUGUUUCACUAAAUUAAGAGAGAAUAACCUUUAUUUAUGCCUGUUAGAAAGAACAUGAAAAGAAGAAAUUAUCUUUGUAAAUGACGUGGAUCUCCUUUAGAUGUCACAGCUCCCCAGUGGUAUACAUGAGCUCUUGUGCAUUAUGAGUGUUACCCAUUUUGUGGUUUUGUGGAACAAUAGAAGAGUCAACCACAUUACAUGCCUCUGCAUCUAAAAGUGAGCACAAUGUGGGAAAAUACAGAUUUAAUAUCUAAAUUGUAAAUAAAAUGUAAAUGUUAUGUUGAGAAGAUAAAUGCACUUUGUAUUUAAAUGUUAAUUUAAAAUUAUUUAGUGAAAUGUUGGAUUAGAUUGUGUUACUGGUUGAGUUACUACAUUAGCCGUGUAUCAUUUUGUGCAUUAGCAAACUUACGAAAGUAAAGAAAUUCUAUAAUAUUAUGCAAAUCUUUGUGUUAUAAAAUGCAUUACUGCUUUUAUGCUUUAUUCAUACUAUCUUCAUGCAUAGACAUAUGCCUUUAAUCAUUACUGUAACAGUUGAAUAAAGGUUAUUAUUUAAAGUAA